AUGAAGUUCCAUGGGGGAAGUCUGGGAAUUGCCAAUUUACAGCAGCAAAACAGAUCUGCGCAGAAUAUGAAACGACUGACAAAAACGCUGUUGUUUGCAUCUAUGACCGCCAUACUUUCCUGGCUUCCUCUACUCAUUGGUAACUGUUUAGUGGCCGAUCAUGAGGUCUAUAUACCGCCACAUAGUUAUUGGUUAUACUUAAUUCUAAUGAAUUAUACCAACUCCAUCAUCAAUCCAGUUCUGUACGCAUUAAGAAUCUAUGAGUUCAGAUCAUCUCUGCUGUUGUUGUGCUUAAGACGCCCCGUCGUAGUGAGAGGCGAGGAAAGAGGGAAACAAAGAGAUGACAGAAGUGACCUUUCAGCGCAUGCAUUGCAGCUUGAAACAUCUAAGGAAGAAAUUAUGGAUACUAAAUUUUGA
This is a messenger RNA of Porites evermanni, 417 nucleotides long. The record is from the annotation of a GenBank genome assembly. Lineage: Eukaryota; Metazoa; Cnidaria; Anthozoa; Scleractinia; Poritidae.